CGACUUACGAAUUUGUUUUUGUACAUAGACAAGUGAAGUUUUCGAACAACGUUCUUAAAAGAACACCAUAGUAGUUAGUAUAGUAACUAAUAUUAGAAAGAUACAAUCUAUACCAAAGAUUUUAACAUUUAUAACUUAUUUUUACUCAUCUAUAUUAGUGGCAGUAAGCAAGUAAAAAUGGAUACCAGCGGAUCGCUGUUGAUGUUAGCAAUAUUACAUGGUGACUAUAACGAAGCUGUCAGAUUGCUAGACAAUGGUAUGGACUUGAGUUAUAUAGAAUCGACAGGAUUUUCACCGUUACACAGAGCUGUAGAAAAGGGAGAUGUAGGGAUAGUAGAACUAUUACUUAAAAGAAAUGCCAAUGUUAACUCCAAUGUUGAUGGACUUAAUCAACUUGUACAUCAGCCCCUACACCUGGCAGCUAAGUGCGGUCAUCUUGAUGUGUUAAUAUUAUUGAUAGCAUAUGGUGCAUCUUUAGAAACCAAAUGCCCAAACGGAUUUCUAGCAAUACACUUAGCAGCACAAGAAGGUCAUUUUAAUAUAGUUAAAUAUUUUGUUGAAAAUAAAUGUUACCAUGUUGAUAUUCAGAGUAACAACCUUCGGACGCCUUUAAUGUGUGCUGCCAUCCCUGGUCACACAGAAAUUGUAAAGUUUUUGAUCCAAUGCAAUGCCGAUGUUAAGAAAACCGAUGUGUUUGACAGUACGGCUUUGCACUAUGCAUGCCAGGAAAAUCAUGAAGAUAUCUUCGAGAUAUUGAUAAGAAAAGGUUGUAACCUCGAUGCUAAAAUGUACAAUGGAGAUACACCUCUACAUAUAUCUGUUAGGCAGGGACACCUUAGCGCAGCAAGGCGCCUUAUAGAAAGCGGAGCAAGAUCUUUUCUAGAAGAAGGUGUUAGUGGAAAUAGCCCAGUACACUUAGCAGCUCAGCACAAUCGGAAAGAAAUGCUGGAAUAUUUCUUCAAAAUGGGCAUUAGUGUUGAUUUUCAAACGGUAGAUGGCUACUCUUUGUUGCAUGUCGCUGCUAGAUUUGGACAAUCACAAAUAGUUACGUUCUUACUUCAAAACGGAGCAAAUAUCGAGGGUAAAAUUAUUUCUAGAGGUAUUACUGCCUUACAUUUAGCUUCAAGUUCUAAUCGCGUUGAUGUUAUAACAGUUUUAUUAAAUAAAGGAGCUGAUGUAAUGGCAAUAGAUAAAAAAGGUCGAAAACCACUGGAUGUAGUUUAUGAACAUUUUAAUGCUGAUCCAAAUGAAAUACGAAGAUAUGAUAUGAAAUGUAGUACGCAGCUAUUAGUAAAACACAUGCUAUUAUUCUACAAAGAUAUAGAAGUGUCAACGCCAAGCUAUUUUCCAAGUGGAACAAGCAUAGACGAAUUUAAACAGAAGUGCCUAGAAGAAAUCGAACAAUUGAAAACCUGUAUGAUAGAGAAUACCACGGUGUCUUUAUAUACUUUUUUACAAGCCUUACGUAAUAAAAAUAAAUUAUUAAACUUUUUACGCAACCACCAAUUACGAGAAGAAGUGAAAAAUAUUAAACAAUAUAUUGACAAAUAUCCGAUUUAUUCCAGCCUUUUGCCAAUGAUCUUAGACGAAGUACAUAGUGGUAUAAAAAGACUACAGCUACUGGAAAAAGCUGCCACUGCAAUGGAAAUCAUUGUUCCAAGUCUUAUAUUGGAGUGUAAAAUAAACAUCUUGCAAAUGCUAAAUAAUGAGGAUCUAACCAGUCUCAUCGAAUCAGUAAAAGUCGAGUUUUAUUAGUGAUAUCUUAUUUUUCUUCCACUUCGAGUGCCUUACUUUUAAAAACGUUGCUCAUCGAUAGUAGGUACUUUAUGUAUACAGAUAACGAUAUUGUUUUGUUGACCAUAGGAAUUAAGAUUUAUUGCAAUCCCGUCUCUAGAGUAUAUUUAUUAUAAUGCUCU
Messenger RNA from Diabrotica balteata, 1916 nucleotides. The record is from the annotation of a GenBank genome assembly. Lineage: Eukaryota; Metazoa; Arthropoda; Insecta; Coleoptera; Chrysomelidae.